Ficedula albicollis (Collared flycatcher) is the source of this 2213-nucleotide messenger RNA. RefSeq names its product solute carrier family 37 member 3 (gene SLC37A3). Bases 281 to 1789 code for a protein of 502 amino acids. NCBI's taxonomy places the organism in Eukaryota, Metazoa, Chordata, Aves, Passeriformes, Muscicapidae. The transcript is spliced from 15 exons. The record is from RefSeq and is a predicted model, not a curated record. Gene Ontology annotation, biological process: transmembrane transport. Gene Ontology annotation, cellular component: endoplasmic reticulum membrane. Gene Ontology annotation, molecular function: transmembrane transporter activity.
CCCGGCAGCCCGGAUGGUUCUCGGAGCAUUGCCCGUGUCCUUCUUCCCGGGCAGCAUCCUGCUGAGCAUCCGCGGUGACACACGGUCUGCCGGGGCUGGCUGCGGAGGGCCCUGCGUGCGCUUGGGGUUGUGCCGCUGUUCUUAUUGGGAAAAUUACAAUUUUCGUAUUGGGAAAAUAGGCGUUUGUCGGUUUGCCUUUUAAUUAGUGAGAAGAAAAAUGACUUAAUCAGCAGCCAGCCCUCGUGGCCAGGGCAGGAGCAGGGGUGGGGCUGCCAGGAACAUGGCUGUGCCUGGAAUCUUAAGGAGGCAGCCUGCCAACAGAGGCCUUGUGUCCCACUGCACCCACCAUCAUAUUGUUGUGUUCCUGCUGACCUUCUUCAGUUAUUCCCUGCUCCAUGCCUCCAGAAAGACAUUCAGUAAUGUCAAAGUCAGCAUUUCCAACCAAUGGACUCCCUUCUGCCUGAACAGCACGGCCCCUGAGCUCCAGCCAUAUGAGCUCUGGAACAGCAGCCAUUUAUUUCCAAAUGCAGAAGAAGCAACUCUCUUCCUGGGGACAUUGGACACCAUCUUUUUGUUUUCCUAUGCUGUGGGUCUCUUUGUCAGUGGCAUAGUUGGGGACCGCCUGAAUUUACGCUGGGUUUUGUCUUUUGGCAUGUGUUCCUCUGCUCUGGUGGUAUUCUCCUUUGGCACACUCACAGAGUGGUUGCAUUUCUAUAACAAGUGGUUCUACUGCUGUCUCUGGGUUGUGAAUGGCUUGCUGCAGUCCACUGGCUGGCCCUGUGUGGUUGCUGUCAUGGGAAAUUGGUUUGGAAAAGCUGGGAGAGGUUUUGUCUUUGGACUCUGGAGUGCCUGUGCAUCUGUGGGAAAUAUCCUUGGGGCAUUCCUUGCCUCCUGUGUUCUCAAAUAUGGUUAUGAGUAUGCUUUCUUGGUGACUGCCUCAGUACAGUUUGCUGGAGGAGUCAUUGUGUUCUUCGGGCUCCUGACGUCGCCCAAGGAAGUGGGCCUCCCUGAGCUUGGAGCAGAUGAAGAUGAAGCCAGUGUGGAAGAAGAUGCCAACAGACCCCUGAUGAGCAGUGAUGAUGUAGAUGAUGAUGACAGGAAUUACUCCAUUCAAGCAGCUGACAAUGACAACGAGCCCAGGGCCAUUGGCUUUUUCCAGGCUUGUUGCCUUCCUGGUGUCAUACUGUACUCCUUGGCCUAUGCCUGCUUGAAGCUGGUGAAUUACUCAUUCUUCUUCUGGCUGCCCUUCUACCUCAGCAAUAACUUUGGAUGGAAAGAAGCAGAAGCUGACCAGCUCUCCAUCUGGUAUGAUGUGGGAGGAAUCAUAGGUGGGACUAUCCAGGGCUUGAUUUCUGAUGUGCUGCAGAAGAGAGCCCCUGUGCUGGCAGUGAGCCUGCUCUUUGCUGUGGGCUCCCUCUUUGGAUACAGCCGUUCCCCAAACAGCAAACCUAUCAAUGCUGUGAUCAUGGCAAUUACAGGAUUCUUCAUUGGAGGCCCUUCUAACAUGAUCAGUUCUGCCAUUUCUGCUGACCUGGGGCGUCAGGAUCUGGUGAGAGGCAGCAGCGAGGCUCUGGCGACAGUCACAGGAAUUGUGGAUGGAACAGGCAGUAUUGGUGCUGCUGUGGGCCAGUAUCUAGUGUCCUUGAUCCAGGAGAACCUGGGGUGGAUGUGGGUUUUCUAUUUCUUCAUUCUAAUGACGAGUUCCACAGUCCUGUUCAUUUCACCACUGAUAGUGAGGGAGGUCAGGAUGCUGCUGCACGAGCGGCGCCUGCGAAUGCUGGCAGAGUGACUCCUGCUCCCCUCUGCAAGGACUGCUGUGUGGAACUGACAGCUGGACACUCAGCAAAACCCUGGCACUCAUCAGAACUCUGGAUGUUUGUCACAUCCUCCAGGUCUGGACUGAUUCCAAACCACUCCACAAGACUCGAUUGACUCGCCUUAGGCACCAAUUACCUGUCCUGAGACCACCUGUGUCACAGAGCUGCUCACCUAAGCCAGACAAUCCGUGGGACUGAUGGAUUGUCCCAGACUCUUCCAGCAGUCAUGCCAGGGUCUUCUGUUGUCUCCUUCCUGUACCUUUUCUUAUUUAUUUCUGGAUGUGCUGACCAGAGUCAGCUGUUUGAAACUGACGGUUUUUGGGAGGUUAUAUUGCAGUGAAUCUUGAUGCUCUUUUGUUCUGGUGAAAUCAUCCAGUGCAGUUCAUGGAUAGUCCU